Molecule: messenger RNA, 1761 nt
Organism: Prosopis cineraria
Lineage: Eukaryota; Viridiplantae; Streptophyta; Magnoliopsida; Fabales; Fabaceae
Product: protein SLOW WALKER 1
Exons: 1
Coding region: 56-1639 (527 amino acids)
Biological process (GO): positive regulation of transcription by RNA polymerase I; rRNA processing
Cellular component (GO): nucleolus
Molecular function (GO): protein binding
Source: RefSeq, a predicted model, not a curated record
CUUUAUUGUUUCUUCCCUAAACCCUAAACCACCUCACAGCUCAACUGUGCCUUCAAUGGCGGAACCACAUCCCUCGAAGGCAUUCCCCGUGAAACCCAAGUUGAAAUCGAAACCCAGAACCCCGAAGCAAACCCCUGAAUCCAAAUACUGGUCCUCCUUCAAGACCCAUCAAAUCCCCGGCCUCAUCUCCGUUCGUUCACUCUCCUUCUCGCCCUCUCUCGCUCAUCCCUUCGCCGUCGCUCACUCUGCCCACCUAUCAAUCUACAGCUCCGAAACCUUUUCUGUCACCUCCACGAUCUCCUUCUUCAAAGAUACUGUUACCUGCGCCUCCUUCCGCUCCGACGGCCGCCUCAUCGCCGCCUCUGAGUCAUCUGGUCGUAUCCAAGUAUUCGACCUCAAUUCUCGAGGCCCGCUUCGUAAACUAGAGUCUCACUCUCGCCCCGUUCGUUUCGUUCAGUUCCCAUUGCUCGAUAGGUUCCAUUUGAUUUCCGGUGGGGAUGACGCCCUGGUGAAGUACUGGGAUGUGGCGGGUGAAACACCGAUAUCAGAAUUACGGGGUCACAAGGAUUAUGUCAGGUGCGGUGACUCUUCCCCUGUUAAUUUGGACACGUUUGUUACCGGUUCUUAUGAUCAUACCGUGAAGCUAUGGGAUAUGAGGGUUGCAGAUAGGAGGCCAAUGCUGGAAGUGAACCAUCGGAAGCCGGUGGAGGAUGUCAUUUUCUUGCCAUCAGGGGGUGUAAUUGCGACGGCGGGUGGGAAUUCAGUGAAGUUGUGGGAUUUGCUUAGCGGUGGGAAGCUUUUGUUCUCAAUGGAGAGUCAUAACAAGACUGUCACUUCCAUUUGUGUGGGUAGAAUUGGGAGAGAUGCAGGGGACGAAUCAGAGCAAUCUAGGAUUCUGAGUGUGGGACUGGAUGGGUACAUGAAAGUGUUUGAUUAUGCCAACAUGAGAGUGACCCAUUCCAUGAGGUUCCCUGCACCUCUUGUCUCAGCUGCUUUUUCGCCAGAUUCUUCCACGCGGGUCAUUGGGUCGUCGAAUGGGAUUGUAUUUGCUGGGAAGAGGAAGACAAAGGAAAAGGAAAAGGAGGAAAGUGAGUCAAGGCUGUUUUGGAGGAUAGCGCCGGUGGAGCAACCAAAGAGGAAAGUACUGAGGCCUUCAUACUAUCGAUAUUUCCAGAGAGGGCAAGGAGAGAAACCAUCAGAGGGAGAUUACUUGGUUAUGAAGCCAAAAAGGGCGAAAUUGACAGAGCAUGAUAAGUUGUUGAAGAAAUUUAGGCACAGGGAAGCUCUGGUAUCUGUGUUAGGCAGUAAAAAUCCUGAGAAUGUGGUGGCCGUGAUGGAGGAAUUGGUUGCUAGGAGGAAACUGGUGACUUGCAUUACAAACUUGGAUGUGGGGGAGCUGGAGUUACUGAUGAUGUUCUUGCAAAAGUAUUGUACGGUGCCAAGGUAUUCAAGUUUGCUAUUCAAAGUGACAAAGAGGGUUAUUCAAAUGCGGGCUGAUGAUAUCAGGGCUUCUGUCUCCUUCAAGAGUCAUAUCAGAAAUCUCAAGCGAUCUGUUGAGGAGGAGCUCCGAAUUCAACGGUCAUUGCUGCAGAUACAAGGUAUUAUAACUCCUUUAUUAAAUAGUGCUGGAAGACGGUGAAACUUUCUUACGAGGUUUUGUUGAAUUCUUCUCGUGAUCGUCUUGUGCAAUUUAACAAAUGCAGUUUUGGCCAAUUGAGAACUUACACCAGCAAUUUUAACUGGGGAACGUUGGAAUUAUUA